Molecule: messenger RNA, 2465 nt
Organism: Papilio machaon (common yellow swallowtail)
Lineage: Eukaryota; Metazoa; Arthropoda; Insecta; Lepidoptera; Papilionidae
Gene: pins
Product: G-protein-signaling modulator 2
Exons: 10
Coding region: 169-2166 (665 amino acids)
Molecular function (GO): GTPase regulator activity; identical protein binding
Source: RefSeq, a predicted model, not a curated record
AGUAAAAGACAACUGUGUGCAGGUGUCAACUGGUGUCAACUGUAAACUUAACCGUUCGUAAACGCCCUGCGCCCAACGCACUCUACGUAAACAAAAUUAUGAGAAUAAACUAAAGUACACAUUUUAAUUUUCUGUUUGUUUGUGUCAUUAUAUAAUUAACUGUAUAGAAUGUCUGUGAGUGCCAGUGCCGAGAAUUUAUCUACAGAUACCCAGAGUUGCGAUGGAGGUUCAAUGUGUCUGGAGUUGGCACUGGAAGGGGAGAGACUUUGCAAGGCGGGAGACUGCCGCGCAGGCGUCGCUUUCUUCCAGGCUGCCAUCCGAGCGGGCACGGACGACCUGCGUACCCUAAGCGCUAUAUACAGCCAACUCGGCAAUGCCUAUUUUUACUUAGGCGAUUAUAACAAAGCGAUGCAGUUUCACAAACACGAUCUUACUUUAGCUAGAACGAUAAAUGACAAACUAGGUGAAGCGAAAGCGUCAGGUAAUUUAGGCAAUACUUUGAAAGUUAUGGGAAAAUUUCCUGAGGCGAUACAAUGUUGUAAGCGUCAUUUAGAAAUAUCCCGGUCUUUGGGUGACAAGCUUAGUGAGGGGCGGGCUCUUUAUAAUUUGGGUAACGUGUACCACGCUCAAGGUAAACAUCUUGGCCGCGUCGGACAGAAUGAUCCAGGACACUUCCCGCAGGAGGUACGGGAAUGCCUCAUGCAAGCAGUCACAUACUACGAAGAAAAUCUCGAUCUAAUGCGUAGUUUAGGAGAUAGACAAGCGAUGGGUCGCGCUUGCGGAAAUCUCGGCAACACGUGUUAUUUACUGGGCGAUUUCACUCGCGCCAUCCGAUACCACACAGAGAGGCUAACUAUAGCGAGAGAAGUCGGCGACAAGGCGGCUGAGCGCCGGGCUAACAGCAACCUGGGCAAUUCACACAUAUUCCUGGGACAAUUCGAGAAUGCAGCGGAGCAUUAUAAGCGUACCUUGGCUUUGGCCGAGGAGCUCGGUGAUGCUGCUGUGGAGGCACAGGCUUGUUACUCAUUGGGCAAUACUUACACAUUGCUACGCGAGUACCGAAUAGCAGAAGGUUACCAUGCUCGCCAUCUUGCCGCUGCUAGAAAACUACAAGACAGAGUGGGCGAAGGCAGGGCUUGUUGGUCCUUGGGCAAUGCCCACGCCGCACUUGGGAAUCACGAAAAAGCUUUGUAUUACGCUAAGGAACAUUAUAAUAUAUCCAAAGAGUUGGGUGAUAUUCUGGGAAUGGCCACCGCACAGAUGAACGUUGGUGAUCUGAAGAAGGUGCUGGGCAUGCCCGAAGAGAGCCCGGAGACGGAGAAGGGGGGCGAAGUGGCUGCAGCCGCAGGAGCUGUUGCUACCGCUGCGCCGGCUCCUGCUACGCCGAAGGAGUCACAAGGCAAGAUGGGCAUCUUCAACGCUCUGCGCGUGCGACGUCAGAGCAUGGAGCAACUGGCAUUGAUCCAGCUGACUCCUGAUACAAAGAAAAAUGAUGAAGAAAAAGGGGAUGAGGGGUCCAGGAAGUCUAAGGUAGCGCAGGCAGGUUCUGAGGAUAAUCCUUCGGAGUCGUUCUUCGAGAUGGUGAGCCGGUGCCAGUCGCAGCGCAUGGACGGGCAGCGAGCUGCGCUGAACCAGAGGGUCAAGAAGUUAAUGCGGUCGGCCAGCAGCGGUGACAAGAACUUAAGCCCCGACGAGGAGUUGUUCGCGUUGAUAACGGACAUGCAGUCGGAGAGAAUGGACUCCCAGCGUGCGGAGCUUCGCCCCUUGCCGAAGACCCCGCCCAAGGAGAACAAGGGCGCCUCGCUGCCGGGCCUGCGCCCCCAGCAGACCACCAGCACGAAGCCCGAGGACGAUUUCCUCGAAAUGAUCGCUCGCUUCCAGGGCUCUCGUCUCGAGGACCAGAGAACUGAGCUGCCGCGCCGCCAGCCGGACCCAGAGCCGGAGCAGCAAGCCGCGGCCGAGCCGAAGCCCGAGGUAAAGCCAGAGGCAAAGCCCGAGGCCGUUCCGGAGGCAACGGCCGACGCGAAGUCCGAAAAAGCCAAGACUGUCCCUGAUGAGGACUUUUUCUCCUUGAUCAUACGCGCACAAUCUGGUCGUAUGGAGGACCAGCGUGCUUCGAUACCGGUGAACAACCGUACCAAGGGCGAUUCCGGUUCGAAGAAGUAAACAGUAAUGUUUACUACCCGCAGAGCCUUGCUACAAGCUUCAUAGAGUUAGAUAAACCAAGUAGGGUUCUUGCACAAGCCAGGCUCAAUGCGGGAACAUCCUGUAGUACCCCGCUUUAAUGCUAUCCUUGGAUAUAAAAUUAUCAACAUCUGAUGCCAAAAAUGGAAAUGUUUAUUUCGCAAUACAUAAGCGAACGAAAUAAGAACUAAUCGUUCGAUAAACAUCAAGUUGUAGCGAAGUAAUAUAAAAAAUUACUCAAUGUAACUGUAAGUUUUCACUGACUAACAUCUGUAUAAAAC